AUGACUCUCCCACAUCUCUCUGCCCCGAUCUCCCGUGAUCUGCCGUGUGUGAUCAAGGGGGCGCAAGGGCCGAACGGGACUGUUGGGAUAACCUACGCGACCAAGGUCGUGAAGAUUCCCGACAAGGUGACGUUGGCGGCGUGGGUCAAGAACCUCGCCAAGUACGAAGCCGCGCUGGCGGAAGCGGAGACGUACAAGGGAGGAGGGAAGCGCAAGAAAAAAGCCAACAACCGCUUGUCGCUGAACGUCGGACGGAUCAGGACGCACACGGCGGCCGAGCGUGAGGUCGUGGACUGGAUCAACGAGCUGCGUUCUGACGGCAUAUCCGCCCGUGUUUCGACGAAGAUGAUCAAGAACAAGGUCGUUGGACUCCAUCCGAACUUCUUCAGGGAGAGUCCGGCGCCAUCCGAUCUCCAGGGCUCCCUCAAUUACAAGAACAGGCAAAACCAGUGGUGCAGAAGGUUUCUCAGGGUAUACCGCUUCUCUGUGCGAGCUGUCACCCGGCAAGGCCAGAAACUCCCUUCUGGCUGGCCUUUGGUCGCCAUGCAGGCGAUCAUGGAGUGGAGGAGGCUGAAGUACGACGUGCCUUCCGCGCUCGAACUUGCGGACGGAGUCGAGUGCCUGGGGGUUGUGGCAGGGGCGGGAGGCAGCGCGAGCGGCAGCGGGGGUGGGAGUGGCGCUGGUGUUCUUUCGGAGCCGCGUCUCAAGUUCGCCUUGGCGCAAAUCGGCAACAUGGACGAAACCCCUACGUGGUUCAAGAACCCGGGGAAGGACACUGUGAACGCCACGGGUGACAAGGAGAUUGCCGUCAAAACCGGCGGCAAGGAGAAGAUGUGCAUCACUUCGGUCCUGACGGUGUUCGCCGACGGCAGCAAGCUGCCGCCCCUCUUCAUCGUCAAGGGACAGCCCACUCCCAAGGGAAAGUCCCCCGCCGCCAACAGCAUCGAGCGCGAGUUCAAGAACUACAAGGACAAGAAGGGCUACGCGUACGCGCGAGGUAUGGCCUACGCCGUGGACCCCAAGGAAUGGCACUCCCAGCGGGUGUUCGACGACGUGUGGGUGGCGCAGGUGUGGAACCGGCGCCCGGGGCGGCAGGGCCGCCUGGGCGGCUACCGUCAGCCUAACACGCUUCUGGCGUGGGACGACAAGACCGUCCACAAGACAGACGCGUCUAUCAACGCGAUGGAGGAGUCCAACACGACGAUGUUCCUCAUCCUGGGAGGCUUGACUCCAAAGCUCGAGCCGUGCGAUGGCCUGGUCAACAAGAUCUUCAAGGCAAACAUAUCCAGGCUCUACAACGACCACAUGGCUUCCAAGAACGUAACGCGCAACGACCGCGGCUAUCCGGAGCCCCCUUCGAGUGGUUUGGUCGCACAGUGGGUCAAGAAGGCGUGGGAUGCCUUGACCGCGGAUGAAAUCCGCUCGAGCUGGAGGAAGGCUGGCCUGCUGCUGCCCUUCCACGGGUCGGGAGACGAGGCCUGGGCCAACACGGAGCUCGGCGCCAACGCCAAGGGGGAGCCCAUCGGCGCGCCAUCGGGCGCUGCGGACAAGGCUGACUCGUCGUCCGGAGGCGAGAACUUGCUGGAGGUGUUGGACAUCGACGAUGAUGACGACACGGGCGUGGUGGUGGUGGACGUGAGCGAUGACGAGGGCGAGGAGCUGUGA
This is a messenger RNA of Ectocarpus sp. CCAP 1310/34, 1665 nucleotides long. The record is from the annotation of a GenBank genome assembly. NCBI's taxonomy places the organism in Eukaryota, Phaeophyceae, Ectocarpales, Ectocarpaceae.